Molecule: messenger RNA, 2010 nt
Organism: Tarenaya hassleriana
Lineage: Eukaryota; Viridiplantae; Streptophyta; Magnoliopsida; Brassicales; Cleomaceae
Product: exocyst complex component EXO70A1
Exons: 1
Coding region: 56-1885 (609 amino acids)
Biological process (GO): exocytosis
Cellular component (GO): exocyst
Molecular function (GO): phosphatidylinositol-4,5-bisphosphate binding
Source: RefSeq, a predicted model, not a curated record
GUACAGCACCUUCGCUUAAAUCAUAUUUACCAAACCAGAGAGAGAGAGAGAGGGAAUGGUGCUGUUGAAAUCUUCGCCUUCAAGGCUACACUCACGCCAGAGCUUAUCCGAGUCUCUAAUGGAGGGCAGUAUACAAGACUCUGAAGCCAUUAUAAGCCGAUGGACUUCUCCCGAACUUCACGACUCUUCCUUCUGCAGCCUCUCUUCGCUUUUCUCCCCAGGAAACCAGGAAGAAGCCAAUCGCUUCAUCGAAGCUGUAACCAGCUUGCAAUGCGGGAUGCAGAGGUUGGUAAAGAUGAAUCCGGGAUCCGAGAUGCUUGUCCGUGCACAGAGCUUGAUGAGUAUCGCUAUGAAGCACCUGGAGAAGGAGUUUUAUCGGAUUUUGAAAUCGACUAGGCGGUCCUUGGAUCCGGAAUCCGUCUCUAUUCGUUCUUCGGGAGCUUCGAGCUCGAGCACUCCUAGGAGUUCGCGUAAAAGCGUUUCAGACUCUGAGUCGGAUGUAGAAUUUGUUUUUUCAGUUUCCAAUGAGUCGAGAUUGGAGGGCGAGAGAGGGGGUGAAGAUGCAAAUGCCAUGGCGGACCUGAAGAUGAUCGCGGAUUGCAUGAUCUUCUGUGGAUAUAGCAAAGAAUGUUUGAAGAUAUACAAAAAAAUCAGGAAAUCUGUCGUCGUUGAAGCACUGGAUCAUCUCGGGUUUGAGGACCUGAGGUUUACACAGAUUCAAAAACUGGAAUGGGAGAUUCUGGAGAGUAAGAUUAAGAAAUGGGUGCGGACGGCGAGAGAAGCAGUCGCUACUCUGUUCUUUGGAGAACGAAUUCUCUGCGACUAUGUCUUUUCAUCUUCUUCCUUCAUCCGCGAAUCCGCUUUCGCGGAGGUCACGCAAGAGAGCGCUUUAAGCCUGUUUGGCUUCCCGGAAAACGUAGCAAAAUGCCGGAAAUCUCCAGAGAAAAUCUUCCGUACACUAGACGUAUACCAAGCGAUCUCCGAAAUAUUCCCCAAAAUCGAGCAAGUUUUCAGCUGCGAUUCAACAGUCGCUGUCCGAUCCCAGGCCGUUGAAUCUCUAUACAUUCUCGGAGAAGCCAUACGCUCGAUGAUUUCAGAACUGGAACUAUCGAUUUCGAAAGAGCCAUCGAAAACGCCGAUCCCAUGCGGCGGAGUCCACCACAUCACCAGGUACGUCAUGAAUUUCAUUGUCUUCCUCGCCGACUACACCGGAUCGCUCGCCGACAUACUCACAAAGACACCGCCAAAGCUACCGGAGGACUACUUAACCGGCGGCGGAGAAAACCCAACUGGCGCCACAAUCGUCUCCUCGCCGGUAGCCACGAAUCUCGCCUGGGUAAUCCUCGUCCUGCUUUGCAAAAUCGACGCCAAAUCUCGGCUCUACAACGACGUAGCGCUCUCGUAUCUCUUCCUGGCCAACAACCUCCAUUACAUCGUCGUCAAGGUCCGUACAUCAAACCUAAAAGUCCCGCUGAGCAAUUGGGUAACGAAGCACGAGGAUAAGGUGAGAGAGUACGUCGCGAGAUUCGAGAGAUUGGCGUGGGGAGACGUAAUGACGUCACUUUCCGGAGUUCCGACGGAGGAGGAGAUAUUCCGGCGGUUCAACGAGGCGUUCGAGGAAGCGUACAAGAGGCAGAGCGACUGGGUCAUACCCGACCCGAAACUCAGAGACGAGAUCAAGGUCUCGGUGGCGAGGAAACUGAUUCCGGGUUACUCGGAGCAUUACAAGAGCCAGCGGGUGAUGUUGAAUGCAAAUGUCAGAUAUGCCCCUGAAGAUAUUGGUAAUUACAUCUCUGAUCUUUACUUUGGUUCUGGAGGAGCAGGAGGAGGAGGGAGUACUUCGUCUUUUUGCUCUUCGAAUUCAUCGUCCGGAUUCGAACGUUGAAUAUUAUAUACACGUAUAUGUGUUUAUAUACAUAUAUAAGUAGUUCCAAGGGGACACGUACGAAUAGAAUCAGAGUCAGGAAAAUAUAUUAUGUUGCGUCAGUAUUUGUAUGAAUUAUAUGAAAU